AAUCUUGUUUGGUUUUUUUUUAUUUCUCAAGGUUUUUUCUGCUGCUAGUUCUUAAUUUCCCAAGCAAGAAUUUGUAGUACGGGUUCGUUUCAUUGUUGUGCGCGUUUAUGAACUGGUGAUGGUACGUGUUCUAAAAUAUACGUGAGGGGCAUGGCUCGUUUAACGGAAGAGAUGGUCAUAGCUCGGUCAAGAGCAUCAGACCUUUCAAACAUAAAGAAGUUGAAUUGUUGGGGCAGUGACCUGCAAGAUGUUAGCUUGCUUCGUCGUAUGCACAAUGUAGAAGUCCUUUCAUUAAGCGUGAACAAGAUCAACAACCUAUCGGACUUCCAGUUCUGCCGCAACCUGCAGGAGCUGUACGUCCGCAAGAAUGAGAUACGGGACCUGAACCAAAUCUGCUACCUCCAGGAGCUGCCGCGCCUCAGGAACCUCUGGCUGGAUGAGAACCCAUGUGCCAACGCCGAAAACUACCGCUUGACGGUGCUGCGCGCCCUGCCACACCUGCAGAAGCUGGACAACUCGGUGGUGAAGCCGGAAGAGGUGCAGGACGCGUGCCGCAAGGGGCUCGAGCUGCUGCACCCCGAGGACAUGUCCCCCGACAGCCAGUGGCCCUCGGCGCUCAGCAGCCCCGACUGCAGCCCCGCGCAGGACCAGGAGUACGAGCAGCGAAUGGAGUCUUCGUACUACCCCGACUCGUACUACGAGUACGAAGAGACGGAACGGGUGGCUCGUCCACAGCCUGUCCAGCGGACGCCCCCUCAGAGGCGGCGAGUGUCGGGCGACCGGGACGGGGAGGCGGAGCAGGUCCCCAGGAAACCCUCCACGCCGGCCGACGACCAGGGCUUCUACGACACGGACCGCCGCAACGCCAACUAUGAGCCCGACACGCCCAUGUCUUCCAGAAAGAAUAGUAACCACUUUAUAUCCAGUGAGAUGGAGCGUCGUCACGAAGUAACCACCAAGGGGGGAACGCCUAGGGGCAGUGAUCCUGAUGUCCACCUGCUCCGUAAGAACUCCAGCAUCCUCGGUCCUGAUUCCAGCACCCCUCCUCAUGCACUCUCCUCUCCCAGGUCGGCAGAGUUUCCCAGUGCAGAGGAGAAGCAGAACAUAUCUCCGAGCAGUGAAGAGUUGCAGAGGAUGAGGAGCAACAGCUCGUACCACCUGAACCAGGACCCUCGCGACAGCGGCAGCGAAGGCAGCGAGUACAACGGCCGAGGAAAGUGGGCCGAGGACGACGUACGAAGUCAGCAGUACGACCGCAACCUCAAGUCCCACCAGCAGAUGGACACCGUCUCCCAGAGGAUGUCCAGCAACGGGCACCCCCUCUAUCCUCGAAGGCCCACCACCAAGAGCUCGAACAUCUUGUCGGCGGUGCUGUGUCUCAUCAAGGAGCUGGACUACCCGAGCCUGGAGGUCGUCGAGGUUGCCGUCCGCUCUCGCAUCGAGGAAUUCUGAAAGACUGACCGGCUCCUCGUACACGCUAAAUUAUUACAGUUCUUUUGAGCUAAUUUUUUUUAACAUUUUAAAACUAUUAAUUUUAAUGUUUAACAUUUUUACUCGUACUAUUUUUUGCAGCAUGAAAUUUGAGGAUUUUUUUCCCCUUCUAUGAAUUUGGCCAUUGAAUUAUGUUAACAUGGUUUGUGUUUGAAAAUCUCAACUCUAUUCUUGCAAAUGUUAGUUCCUAUUUAUUUAGAUUUUUUAUCUAUAUGGUUCAAUAUAUUUACACUGAUAAAUAAUAUUUUACUAAAUAUGUUGUUCAGAGGAUAUAUUUUGUAAUGUGCAAUAAAUGUUUUUUAAGGAAUGUGAUUAGAAGUUUUAUAUUUGUGUGGAUUAAGAAAAGGCUGCAAAAAUUAGUAGUUCACAUUAAAUAUAGUUAAUAUUUGUAUUAAUAGUUCAUAGUGUAUGUUUAACUUAAAAUUCUAAUUGGAAGUGAUAUUUGUAAUCAUCUAUAUUUUGAUUUAGACUGUUGGUACACUAAACUAAAUUUUGCUCAUCUCAAACUCAAAUACAGUGCAGGGAUAUGGGAAUUUUUGAGGGAGUAAUCAAAGAUAUUAUGGUAUUUAAAAAAAUUUUGGUGUUGUUAACUUUGUUAAAUUGUUAUUGGUGACUCACUUAUAGUUAUUUUGAAAAGCAUAAUUUGUUUCUGCUCUCAGCCUGUUGAGCAUUUUUAAAUAACAGUAAAUUUUAACAUUGAUUUAGUCUGAGCAACUUGUAUCUAUGCCAGUUACAAGCAUGUUUAAAAUUUAAAAAUAUAAUAAACGUACUUCUACUUAAAAUAUAUGUAUAUUGUAUACAAUAUUAUUAUAUACCAGACAAAAAAUUUAUACGGCCUAUCCCAAGAAAAAGUACCAUUUUCUGACAGUUCUGAAGUGCAGUUUACUAUAUUUCCAUGGAAACAAAGUUUAUCACUAAUCCUUUGUCUACAAUUUUACUCAUAUGAUAAAAGGAUUGGUUAAAUAAUGUAAAAACACUUGAGUUUUAAAUGUUUGUUUGAGUACAGAACCAUGUUCGUGUUCUCCGAAAAAUAUUUCAUCCUCUAUCAGAGCAGAUGAGAGAAAUAAAUUAUUUUGGUGUAGUACAACAGUUUUAGUUGUCGUCUUGUUGCUGGUUUUUAGUGGUUACUAAAACUAAGCUACCUCUAAAUGCAGGUUAUUCGAAAACUCACCAUUAAUAUUUCUUGGUGUGAUACAGUACAUUACAAAAAUUGAGUUUGAAAAUGAAGAGGUUGAGUCAGAAUUCAACUGAUAAACUUGAGCUGCAGCUUCAACAUGAAACAAUAAGUUGAAAACAUACACAACUUUUGGUGUAUUGUGCUUCACAAGGUUCCUAUACCUAACAGCUGGUUUAUUGCAAAUAAUAUAGAAAGUAUAUAAGAUUGAAAGCAUCUGUCCAGUAUUCAGUUGAAUAAAACAAAAUAAAAAGUU
Messenger RNA from Bacillus rossius redtenbacheri, 2921 nucleotides. Its product is annotated as cilia- and flagella-associated protein 410. The record is from RefSeq and is a predicted model, not a curated record. Gene Ontology annotation, molecular function: protein binding. Lineage: Eukaryota; Metazoa; Arthropoda; Insecta; Phasmatodea; Bacillidae. The coding region runs from base 151 to 1452 and encodes 433 amino acids. The transcript has 11 exons. Gene Ontology annotation, biological process: cytoskeleton organization.